Cyprinodon tularosa is the source of this 732-nucleotide messenger RNA. RefSeq names its product extensin-like. Bases 1 to 732 code for a protein of 243 amino acids. NCBI's taxonomy places the organism in Eukaryota, Metazoa, Chordata, Actinopteri, Cyprinodontiformes, Cyprinodontidae. The transcript is spliced from 3 exons. The record is from RefSeq and is a predicted model, not a curated record.
AUGCGCCCCAGGGAUCCCAGACCCCAGGACCCACCCCAGACCCACCCCGCAGUAGGGCCGGGCAAUGCCCAAAAACCCCCGGCGCCGGCGCCAGCGCCCCCACCCCGACCCCGGCCCCCGAACGACUCCCCCCCAACACCGGUCCCACAGCACCAAUCCGAAGAAGAAGAAAGCCACACAACACAGCAAAGUGCCGCCAAGAGGAGGACGGCCACGCCGGCCACGGCCCGUCCCCCCCCCGCCGCCAAACACCGAGCAACCCUCCACUCCCAAACCGCGCACGAUGCACCGCACCACGCGCCACCGGCACCCGCCCCAACAGAGCGAAGCCACACCCCGACCCGGGGGCGCUCCAAAGGGACCCCCGACGCCCGCAACCAGCCCACAACAGACACACACGAACCCCGGCCACAGGCGCGACCACUCACGCCCCCCCCCGGAAGACGCAACCACGGCAAGCGCCACGGCCAACCACCGAAACCCGGCACCGGAAGACGGGGCACACCCCGACGCCCCGCAGAGCAGAAGCACCCCGAGCACCGCACGCGGCCGCCGCAGGACCCCCCCCGCGGCGCCCCAGACCCCGCCCCGACGGGGGCAACAGUCCCCCGGGCCAGACCCGCCAGGCACCCCGCUCCGAGCACCCCCCCGAGCCCCCAGGACACAAGGACCCCCGAACUAGCCCCCGCGCCCCACAAGACGCACCCCAUAGCCCCCCACUACACUAAGUGA